This is a messenger RNA of Chelonus insularis, 7250 nucleotides long. RefSeq lists its product as uncharacterized. The transcript is spliced from 9 exons. Gene Ontology annotation, biological process: toll-like receptor signaling pathway; innate immune response; inflammatory response. Gene Ontology annotation, molecular function: protein binding; transmembrane signaling receptor activity. Gene Ontology annotation, cellular component: plasma membrane. The record is from RefSeq and is a predicted model, not a curated record. NCBI's taxonomy places the organism in Eukaryota, Metazoa, Arthropoda, Insecta, Hymenoptera, Braconidae. The coding region runs from base 571 to 6885 and encodes 2104 amino acids.
UCAACAAUCCCAACAAUUUUCAAUCAGUCUGCGUUGAGCAGUGCUACGAGACGUUAAAGUGAUUUAGUGUGUUGUGAUAUAGGAGGAAGGAUAUUAUAUACGUAACAACUUUCUCCAAUGUACUUGAGUGUCACGUUAUACUCAAUAUCGACGUCAAUUUAUUGAAAAUUUACUAACUGGAAUUGACAUAUUUGUUAAAAAGAGGAUUGAACUUUGUUUCUAAAAUCCGACAGAAGAAAUAGAGUCAUUAUGAUGGAAUAAAUUGAAUUCACUUAGCAUAAGUUUGUGAGAAAUAAUUAGCCAACCAUCGAGCUUCUACAUCAACCCCCUCUCAUCAGACAGGACAAACUUGAGGAAGGUACGCACCCCAGUCUUAAGUUACCUCUGAACGAUGAGACUUUUGAUCAGGUAGUUGACAUUGAGCUGUGCUACAAGACACAUCGGUCCAGUGCUCUAUUCAUCAAAAAGUGUUUCGUACAUUUUGAGUUGUAAUAAAACAACUUAUUUACUCAGUAAAUAUUUUCAUAUUUGUUGGUUCAGUUUCAUUGGAAAUUUAUCAAUCGAGUCAUUAUGAUGGAUUGGAUACGUUUUUUUAUGAUAUUACUGGGCGUUUCCAUAUCAUCCAAAGCAUUUGAAUGUCCACAAGGAGAUGGCUGUGGACCAUGUGAACUUUACUCAGCUGACAAAUACCAAAUACAAUGUGGAUUAAACAACAGUGAUUAUACCUUCAAUGUAGAAUUAAAUAUUGCGAAUUAUGUUUCUAUCAGUUGUUUAACAAAAACAAAUUGGUCAAAAUUUCACCUUGGAUCAAAGAAUCCUAUCAAAGGAAUACAUUCAAUAGCAGUCUCCAUGUGUCAACUUCCUGAAGGCAAUAGAUUUGGUACUAUUGUUAAAAAAUUGCUUGAAGAGCCAGUAAAAAGUUUGACUUUUUCUUCGUAUGAUAAUAUAACAUCAACGUUGUCGCGAGAAACAUUGAAAGGAUUUGAAAACUUGACGAGAUUGACAUUGUCGAGCAAUUCAUUGACAAGCAUUCCUGGAGAUCUUCUCCAUGAUCUUUCAAAUUUGACUCUUCUGAACCUUCGACAAAAUAAUCUGCACAAUUUGCCAGUCAACUUUCUAAAUACUCCAAAAUUAAAUACCCUCGAACUUGGAAGUAACAAAUUAGAAGUCAUCGAGGCUGGAAUUUUCGAUAAAUUGACGAAUUUAACACUACUUAAUAUAUGGAAUAACAACUUGAAGGAGAUUCAACCGCAUGCAUUUGACAAACUUACUUCUGUCCAGUUUAUUGAUUUGCAUAUCAAUAAUUUGACUAAUUUACCAAAGGAUUUAUUUAGUGCAAAUAAAAAACUCAAAGUACUCAAUUUAUCACAAAACAACUUUUCUUCUGAAUCUUUACCAAAAGACUUGUUACGAAAUAACUUCCUUUUGGAAAAUUUUACUAUGAUUCAAAACAAACGAAAUAUCACGACUUUGCCUGAAGGAUUUUUUGAAAAUCUUACCGGAUUAAUGAAUCUAAAAUUGUCUAAAAUCGGCUUACUGUUUAUACCUGAAAAUUUAUUUUGGGGAUCAACUGAAAUACAAACAUUGCAUCUGGACAGAAAUUAUCUUCAAACUAUUCCACCGAAUUUUUUCAAAGAUUGUAGCAAUUUGAAGUCACUUAUUUUGAAUUUUAAUGAAUUGUCUGAUCUACCGGAUAAUGUUUUCUCAACAUUAAAAAAACUUGAAGUAUUGGAUUUGUCUAAAAAUCACAUCACAACUAUUUCCACAAAUUUAUUAAAUGGUUUAUCUUCUCUACGUGUGAUUAAAAUGGAACGAAAUGGACUGAUGACAAUCGAUCCAACAGCUUUCCAAAGUUUACAAAAUCUUCGAGUGGCGCACUUUUCACACAACAGUUUAACAUUAAAACCGAAAAUUAUGACAUAUGUUGACAAAUAUGGAUCGACUUCACCAUUCCACCUUUGUCAAGAUACUUUGGAGGAACUUUAUAUUGAUCAUAAUAAUAUCACUGAUGUCUUUUUUGAUUGGAUCACCUCAACUCAUCUCCGAACGUUGAACUUGGCCAAUAAUGAUCUUCAUUUUUUAGAGACAUCCGAUCUCCAGUUCUUAUCGAACAAAAUCGAAGUAGAUAUGACAAAUAACAAAAUUCAAAGUAUUUUCCUUCGACACGCAGAAAAAUUAGCUGACGUCCAACGAUUUCCUCGCAAUGUAUUUAUAAAUAUUCAAAACAAUCCUAUAAGUUGUGACUGUAAUCUGUAUGACUUGUUGCGGUAUAUUGAAGGAGAUAUUCAUCCAUAUGUACAAAAUCUUUUCAGUCUAAAAGUAGAUAAUCUCAAGUGUGACCAACCUGCAUCACUAAAAGGUAUAGAGAUCAGCCAUUUAAAAUCUCGAUCUUUGACAUGCGAAAUAAUAGAAUCACCAAGAGACAACUUAUCAUGUCCACAAAACUGCACAUGUAUGAAGAGACCAUCAGAUAAAUCGAUUUUAAUUGAUUGUUCUUAUCGUGGAUUAACCGUAGCUCCAGAGCCACUCCAUGUUCCAGCUGGACGUCGUGUAGAAAUGAAUUUGAUUGGAAAUCAUCUUACAACAAUGCCAUCAUUAACCCAAUCAGGAUAUGAUCAAGUUACUGUGCUAUCUCUCAAUAAGAAUAGUAUUUCACAAAUUUCUGCGAAUGCUACAUCAGAGAAAUUGGAAUCAUUAUAUUUAGAUAAUAAUAAGCUGGAGCGUAUUGAUAAUCAAGUCUUAGAAUUAUGGAAAAAUUCAACAAAAUUAACAAAUCUUUCUCUCCAGUAUAAUCCAUUGAUAUGUGAUUGUAAUGCGCAUAAUUUGGUAAAAUUCAUCCAAACAAUGAGAAUAAAGAUUCCUGAACUUCAAGACGUAACGUGUGUUGAAACAGAUGCAUUCAUUUUUGAAAUGACCCCUGAAGAAUUAUGCCCGAUAAUACUUGACUGGAUAAUUGGGCUCUCCAUCGGUGUAGCAUUAAUUGGAAUGGUAAUAGGACUUCUUAUUGCACUGAGUUACCGGUAUCAACAUGAAAUAAAAGUUUGGUUGUAUGCCCAUCAAUCGUGUAUGUGGUUUGUCACCGAAGAAGAACUUGAUAAAGAUAAACUUUUUGAUGCUUUUAUAAGUUUUUCACAAAAAGAUGAGGAAUUUGUUACCAAAGAAUUAGUUCCUAAACUAGAAGAGGGGCCAAAGCCAUUUAAAUUAUGCGUACAUUACAGAGAUUGGAAAGCCGGUGAAUUUAUUCCUAAACAAAUUGCUCGAUCUAUUGAGGAUUCACGAAGAACUGUUGUUGUUUUAUCUCCAAACUUUUUAGAGAGUGUUUGGGGACGAUUAGAAUUCCGUGCUGCUCAUCGUCAAGCUCUCAAUGAAGGUAGAGCCCGAGUCAUUGUUAUUUUGUAUGGAGAUAUUGGGUUGACCGAAAAUUUGGAUCCUGAGCUAAAAGCGUAUCUUAAUAUGAAUACGUAUGUUCGAUGGGGAGAUCCAUGGUUUUGGGAAAAGUUGCGAUAUGCGUUACCACAUGCAACAGAUGUCAUUAAAAAAAAGAGAAACCAUGAAAUUAAAACUAUCUAUGAGACUCAUUUCCCAACAAUUAGUCUUAAUACUGAUAAAAGUGAAUUAAUUCAGGUUAAUGGAAUUUUCCCUAGUGCUCCUUCACCUCCAACAUCAACUCCUCCCGCUGAUUCGAUAAAAACUUUCAUUAAUAUAGAAAGCAAGCAAAAGCUUUUUAUGAAAUGGGUUGCGAAAAUGAAUUGGCUGUUGUUGACAAUAAUAUUCCAGUUGGCAAUAUCAAGAUCUUAUAGAACGCAUUGUCCGAAAGGAGGAACUUGCGGACCGUGUGAACUCCGUUCAGCAAACAAGUAUAAAAUAAUCUGUGAUCUUUUUGAAUCUGAUACUGCGUUCGAUGUCGACUUCAAGUUAAACGAAUUCGUCACCAUCACCUGCUUAAAUGAUGCUGAUUUGGCAGAGUUUGAACUCGGAUCAGAAAAAAAACUUGCAGAAAUUGACACAAUUAUAAUCUCCUUAUGUCAACUUCCCGACGGAAAAAAUCUUACCACCAUUGCCAAGACAUUGCUUGAAGAGCCAGUAAAAAGUUUGACUUUUUCUUCGUAUGAUAAUAUAACAUCAACGUUGUCGCGAGAAACAUUGAAAGGAUUUGAAAACUUGACGAGAUUGACAUUGUCGAGCAAUUCAUUGACAAGCAUUCCUGGAGAUCUUCUCCAUGAUCUUUCAAAUUUGACUCUUCUGAACCUUCGACAAAAUAAUCUGCACAAUUUGCCAGUCAACUUUCUAAAUACUCCAAAAUUAAAUACCCUCGAACUUGGAAGUAACAAAUUAGAAGUCAUCGAGGCUGGAAUUUUCGAUAAAUUGACGAAUUUAACACUACUUAAUAUAUGGAAUAACAACUUGAAGGAGAUUCAACCGCAUGCAUUUGACAAACUUACUUCUGUCCAGUUUAUUGAUUUGCAUAUCAAUAAUUUGACUAAUUUACCAAAGGAUUUAUUUAGUGCAAAUAAAAAACUCAAAGUACUCAAUUUAUCACAAAACAACUUUUCUUCUGAAUCUUUACCAAAAGACUUGUUACGAAAUAACUUCCUUUUGGAAAAUUUUACUAUGAUUCAAAACAAACGAAAUAUCACGACUUUGCCUGAAGGAUUUUUUGAAAAUCUUACCGGAUUAAUGAAUCUAAAAUUGUCUAAAAUCGGCUUACUGUUUAUACCUGAAAAUUUAUUUUGGGGAUCAACUGAAAUACAAACAUUGCAUCUGGACAGAAAUUAUCUUCAAACUAUUCCACCGAAUUUUUUCAAAGAUUGUAGCAAUUUGAAGUCACUUAUUUUGAAUUUUAAUGAAUUGUCUGAUCUACCGGAUAAUGUUUUCUCAACAUUAAAAAAACUUGAAGUAUUGGAUUUGUCUAAAAAUCACAUCACAACUAUUUCCACAAAGCUUCUGAAUAGAUUGUCUUCUUUACGUGCGAUUAAAAUGGAGCAUAAUGGCUUAAUGACGAUUGAUCCAAAAGCAUUCCAAAACUUAAACAGUUUGCAAUUUGCACAUUUUUCAUAUAACAAUUUGACACUAAAAUCACCUGUUAUAACAAAUAUUGACGAGCACAGAUUGAUUUCUCCAUUUCACUUCUGCCAAGAUACUCUAGAAGAACUUUUCAUUGAUCAUAAUAAUAUUACUGAAGUAUUUUCCGACUGGACCACAGCACCACGUCUUCGAACUCUUAAUUUGGCUUAUAACCAACUUUAUUAUUUACAAAUAUCAAACCUCCGAUUUUCUUCAGAUAUGAUCGAAGUAGACAUGACACAUAACAAAAUCUAUACUAUUUACUUUCAAGACAUUGAAGCAUCGGCUGAAGCCCAAGACAUUUCUCGUAAGGUCAUUAUUAAUGUGCAAAACAAUCCCAUCAGUUGUGACUGUAAUCUGUAUGACUUGUUGCGGUAUAUUGAAGGAAAAUUUCAUCCGAAUAUUCGACAUUUAUACAAUCUGAAAGUCGAUAAUCUAAAAUGCCAUAGACCUGAGCGACUGAAAGAUGUUGGAAUCGUCUAUCUGAAAUCUCGAUCUUUGACAUGCGAAAUAAUAGAAUCACCAAGAGACAACUUAUCAUGUCCACAAAACUGCACAUGUAUGAAGAGACCAUCAGAUAAAUCGAUUUUAAUUGAUUGUUCUUAUCGUGGAUUAACCGUAGCUCCAGAGCCACUCCAUGUUCCAGCUGGACGUCGUGUAGAAAUGAAUUUGAUUGGAAAUCAUCUUACAACAAUGCCAUCAUUAACCCAAUCAGGAUAUGAUCAAGUUACUGUGCUAUCUCUCAAUAAGAAUAGUAUUUCACAAAUUUCUGCGAAUGCUACAUCAGAGAAAUUGGAAUCAUUAUAUUUAGAUAAUAAUAAGCUGGAGCGUAUUGAUAAUCAAGUCUUAGAAUUAUGGAAAAAUUCAACAAAAUUAACAAAUCUUUCUCUCCAGUAUAAUCCAUUGAUAUGUGAUUGUAAUGCGCAUAAUUUGGUAAAAUUCAUCCAAACAAUGAGAAUAAAGAUUCCUGAACUUCAAGACGUAACGUGUGUUGAAACAGAUGCAUUCAUUUUUGAAAUGACCCCUGAAGAAUUAUGCCCGAUAAUACUUGACUGGAUAAUUGGGCUCUCCAUCGGUGUAGCAUUAAUUGGAAUGGUAAUAGGACUUCUUAUUGCACUGAGUUACCGGUAUCAACAUGAAAUAAAAGUUUGGUUGUAUGCCCAUCAAUCGUGUAUGUGGUUUGUCACCGAAGAAGAACUUGAUAAAGAUAAACUUUUUGAUGCUUUUAUAAGUUUUUCACAAAAAGAUGAGGAAUUUGUUACCAAAGAAUUAGUUCCUAAACUAGAAGAGGGGCCAAAGCCAUUUAAAUUAUGCGUACAUUACAGAGAUUGGAAAGCCGGUGAAUUUAUUCCUAAACAAAUUGCUCGAUCUAUUGAGGAUUCACGAAGAACUGUUGUUGUUUUAUCUCCAAACUUUUUAGAGAGUGUUUGGGGACGAUUAGAAUUCCGUGCUGCUCAUCGUCAAGCUCUCAAUGAAGGUAGAGCCCGAGUCAUUGUUAUUUUGUAUGGAGAUAUUGGGUUGACCGAAAAUUUGGAUCCUGAGCUAAAAGCGUAUCUUAAUAUGAAUACGUAUGUUCGAUGGGGAGAUCCAUGGUUUUGGGAAAAGUUGCGAUAUGCGUUACCACAUGCAACAGAUGUCAUUAAAAAAAAGAGAAACCAUGAAAUUAAAACUAUCUAUGAGACUCAUUUCCCAACAAUUAGUCUUAAUACUGAUAAAAGUGAAUUAAUUCAGGUUAAUGGAAUUUUCCCUAGUGCUCCUUCACCUCCAACAUCAACUCCUCCCGCUGAUUCGAUAAAAACUUUCAUUAAUAUAGAAAGUUAAAGUUUUACAGCAAAUGUUUUGCUGUACAUAUACUGUAAAUAUCAUUCAUGAUCAUCUGUUUACGCCAUAUUUGACAAUUUUACACAUAUGCACCAUUUAUUUAUUUAUGUAUUCCAUUAUUAUCUAUUAAAUAAUCAAUCAUUGAAUCGAGAAAAAAGUGAGGUUUAAUACUCAUAAUACUGAAUUUACAUAUAAAUGGAUUGUUCAUAAAGUUAUGAAUAUUAAUUCCAAUUACUCAGAGUUUUUAUUUCAAAUAUGAACAUAAGACUGAAUUGAUAUUAAGACAUUUCAUAAGUAAUAAUCUAUACUGUAAAUCAUUCAUUAUCAUCAACUGUAGAAUUAAAUUUUUACGAUUUCACAUGAGG